Messenger RNA from Aphanomyces astaci, 936 nucleotides. RefSeq lists its product as hypothetical. The coding region runs from base 14 to 817 and encodes 267 amino acids. The transcript has a single exon. Lineage: Eukaryota; Oomycota; Saprolegniomycetes; Saprolegniales; Verrucalvaceae. The record is from RefSeq and is a predicted model, not a curated record.
UUUUAACAGGGUCAUGCAUUCGCCGCCUUCUCCCCAGGUGCUGGUGUCGCCCCCUGACGCCACGCCUCCGCCUGGGCUGAAUAUCUCACUGCACGAACUCAUGGCGACGGAUCCAUGCAUGAACCCCCCCCCUAGCUCGACAUCGGAGCAUCAUUAUGACACAUCAAGUCCGGCCAUAUGGACAACGGAUCUCAUGCUUGCGCAUAACAGCAGCAGCAGCAGCUUGAGAAACUUGGCAGCCACCAGUACUACGACAAGUACAUCGAACGGAUUACCGCCGUUGUUUACGUACAACGACAUCAUUCCUGAUACGAUCGCAAUGCUGCCGCUCCUGCGACUCCCCCCCUCUCGAGUAGCGACGUCCCCUGAAGUGGCAGUUGAGUCGCCGCCAGACUCGUUUCGACGACGUAUUUGCGAUGUCGCUGGCUGCACCAGUCAAGCCCGGGCAUACGGCAAAUGUAAACGCCACGGAGGGUCCAAGCGCUGCGCGUCUGUGGGGUGCACAAAAAGCGUCCAAAGCCGGGGGAUGUGCAUUCGACAUGGCGGCGGGUCACGCUGCGCCGUCUCCGAGUGCAACCGCGCCGCUCAGAGCCAGAAAUUGUGCAAACUGCACGGCGGCGGUCGGCCGUGCUUGGUCGACGGCUGUGUGAAGAAGGCGCACCUGCGUCAGCUGUGUCGGCAGCACGGGGGCGGGGCUAAGUGUGCCAAAGACAACUGCGACAAGUGGGCACAGCGCAACGGACUGUGUCUCACCCACGCCAAACGAGACGACGAAGACUCAUUGGCGUUAACCGAGGCCGCAUCGAUCGUGGUGUAGACGAUCGAGAGGCGUUCGUUGAGUCUUGCGUAUUUAACAACGGGGAAAAAACACGAUUGUGCUCGUGUUCUAGGAUGUUGCAACGUUACUCAUGUGUAAUAACAUGCACUUUCAAUACC